This is a messenger RNA of Vitis riparia (riverbank grape), 1120 nucleotides long. RefSeq lists its product as uncharacterized. The record is from RefSeq and is a predicted model, not a curated record. The coding region runs from base 113 to 868 and encodes 251 amino acids. Lineage: Eukaryota; Viridiplantae; Streptophyta; Magnoliopsida; Vitales; Vitaceae. The transcript has 5 exons.
GGCCUAUUUCAGUGGCUGCCAUUCACUUCACACCUGUAACUGACUCGCCGACCGUUACUCAGACAUCGCCGGACCCUAUCUCUCCCCCCGAAGACCUGCAUUUUCCUGCGCCAUGAAGCCACCUCGAUUCAUUUUUACUAAACCCACAGCUUCACUCUUCAUCAGAACCCCCAAUUCGCCUCCAAAUUCGCAGAGACUCCCUCACCUCUGGCCAUCUGACAUCAGAUUUCGGUCAUGGAAAAGACCCCAGAUACCCUCUGCAGCCCAGUCGUCCUCGACGGCGAUUGCGCCGGCGAUGAUCUCCGGUGGGAUAGAGGACGAGAAGGCAGAAGCGGUGGAGGGGAGUGUAGAGAAGGUUAUUUAUGGUUGCAGAUUCUUUACACUUUUUGGAGUCUGGGGGUCUUUGGUUGGAUCAAUUCUAUGUUUCAUCAAGGGUUGCACUUAUGUUGCGAUGUCGUUCAUGGAGUACUUUGUGAAUCACACCAAUGUGAUUUUGUUGCUGGUUGAGGCUAUUGAUGUCUAUCUUCUAGGAACCGUGAUGCUGGUUUUUGGAAUGGGUCUCUAUGAGCUCUUUGUCAGCAAUCUUGACCUUGCAAAGUCACUGCCAGAGGAAAGAAAUCAGCAGAGAUCCAAUCUCUUUGGCUUAUUCACUCUACAGGAACGGCCACAAUGGUUAGAGAUAAAAUCGGUCAAUGAGCUGAAAACCAAGCUUGGGCAUGUAAUAGUGAUGCUUCUUCUAAUCGGGUUGUUUGAAAAGAGUAAGAAGGCAGCUAUACUCACCCCUGUGGAUUUGCUAUGCUUCGCAGCUUCUAUUCUUCUUUCCUCUGUUUGCCUGUAUUUACUGUCAAAGCUCCAUGGCUCGAAAUGAGGAUUCUCACAUGAACAAACGAUCGAUAAUGCUUUGGAAAAUGGUAUUAGAGAAAGAUUCAGGUAACCAAGGUAUGUAUAUAUAUGGAGGAUAUAUGUUGCUAUAACAGUGUAUUAUGAAAUAUGAACACUGAGAGCUAAGAUUACUAGAAAGGCUUAUAGAAGUCGAUGCUGUAAUGGAAAUUUAAUCAUCUUGCAGAAUCAAAUACUAACCUUCAUCAAAGUUGGCCAUAAGUUGCUUGAUUGUACAUCA